GAAAAUGAUUUGAGUAACAAAGCAUGCCUCGUCUUUGGGGUUCCUACAUGGAGGGGCCGGCGCACGCAAGCAUCUCUCUUUUUGUUAUUGUGAGCCGCAGCUGACACUGCCAAUCAGCCCAACCAACUCCUCUUACCUUCUCCUCCAUGGCCGCUGGAUGCCAAUCCAUCACCCUCCUCUUCCUUCUCGCUCUAUUCUCCCUGGCAUUGGGACAUGAGGUGCCGUACCCUCUGGUUGUCAGCACCUGGCCCUUCUUGGAGGCUGUUAGAGCUGCUUGGAGGGCAGUUGAUAGUGGAUCAUCGGCAAUGGAUGCAGUUGUUGCAGGUUGUUCAGCCUGCGAAGAACUUAGAUGUGAUGGUACAGUUGGACCUGGUGGAAGUCCAGAUGAGAAUGGAGAAACUACAAUUGAUGCUAUGGUCAUGAAUGGGGUGACCAUGGAGGUUGGUGCUGUUGCUGCCAUGAGGUAUGUGAAAGAUGGUAUCAGAGCUGCAAAAUUAGUGAUGGAUCAUACCAAACACACUUUGCUUGUUGGAGAGCAGGCCUCUGCCUUUGCCAUUUCCAUGGGUCUUCCCGGACCAACAAACCUCAGUUCACCAGAGUCUAUAGAGAAGUGGAUUAAAUGGAAGGAGAAUCACUGUCAACCUAAUUUUUGGAAGAAUGUUGCUCCUGUAGAUAGCUGUGGCCCUUAUCAUUCAAAGGAAACUCUAAGUUUCAGUGAAGAUAUAUGUUCCAAACCUAUUUUGAUGAGAACUAUUGAAUCAAGAUCAUCUCAUGUUGAUCUUCACAACCAUGACACUAUUUCAAUGGCUGUCAUAGAUAAAAUGGGGCACAUAGCUGUUGGUACAUCAACUAAUGGAGCAACUUUUAAAAUCCCUGGCAGGGUUGGUGAUGGACCCAUUGUAGGAUCUUCGGCAUAUGCUGAUGAUGACGUUGGUGCUUGUGGUGCAACUGGGGAUGGUGAUAUCAUGAUGCGCUUCCUUCCAUGUUAUCAGGUUGUGGAGAGUAUGAGGUUGGGAAUGGAACCCAAGCGUGCUGCUGAUGAUGCAAUACUGCGGAUUGCUAGAAAAUUUCCAGAUUUUGUUGGAGCUAUAUUUGCCAUCAAUAAGAAUGGUGUGCAUGCCGGUGCUUGUCAUGGAUGGACAUUUCAAUACUCAGUCAGACAUUCCAAAAACGAGGAUGUGGAGGUAUUCACUGUGCGCCCCUAAAAUAACUCGGCGCAUUACACAGAUGGACACUUCAAUAACUCAUUGACUCCUUAUUGCUGCUCAUCGUUAAUGCUCUUCUUUCUUGCAGUAUAAUUUUUGUUGAUUUUUACACUGUUCAAUGACCCGAAAUCGUUGUAAUUUUCCACAGUAGAAAACUAUCCAGACUUUUUUGAGAUACUCUCUUGGAUCUCUUCUUGCAUUUAGUCUAUUGUGCGCACAUGUAUCGCAAAUUAAACCUGCUUGAAGUUUUAAUGUUGCCUAUUCUUCUUAAGGCAGUGUUCAA
Malania oleifera is the source of this 1488-nucleotide messenger RNA. RefSeq names its product probable isoaspartyl peptidase/L-asparaginase 3. Gene Ontology annotation, biological process: protein deglycosylation. Lineage: Eukaryota; Viridiplantae; Streptophyta; Magnoliopsida; Santalales; Ximeniaceae. The record is from RefSeq and is a predicted model, not a curated record. The transcript has 7 exons. Bases 147 to 1205 code for a protein of 352 amino acids. Gene Ontology annotation, molecular function: N4-(beta-N-acetylglucosaminyl)-L-asparaginase activity.